AGCGCGGGCGGGACGCUUGUGGGUGGAGGGCUGGGGGCGGCCCCAACUGCUCUUCUCUCGGGUGCCGCCACCCCAGGCCCGCGGGCUCCCGGGCUCCGCCACCUGUGCCCCGCCCCUGCGGCCGCACUCCAGCCCCGGAACCGCGGAGGCGCGACCCCGCCUUGGGAAGGGCGAGGUUCCCGUCCCGACGCGCGGAUUUGUCUCCGGGCAGUAGCCCCGCCGUUCUCGGCAUGUGGCUGCGCUGAGAGCCGGCCCGCUCGCGGAUCCGGGGAGCCGGGCGUUGGCUCCCUUUCCCUGCUGUGUGAGAAGGUGGACCUGCAGCCGGCAGGAUGACCAACCCUGCGGCCGCGCAGAACCAGGAAAUUGACUGUCUGAGCCCAGAAGCUCAGAGACUGGCGGAGGCCAGGCUGGCGGCAAAGCGCGCGGCACGAGCAGAGGCCCGAGAGAUCAGGAUGAAGGAGCUGGAGCGACAGCAGAAAGAGGCGUCUGAUGAAGAUGAUCGCGUGUCAGCGGGUAGCCGCGGAAGUCUGAGGACAAAUGGUUACGAUGGAGAAUUAUAUGGAUCACAGUCCCUGAACAGAAGAUCUGGCAGGAAUUCCAGCUACAGCGGUGACAGCAGAUUCUCUACUUUGUCAUCAUCCAGAGAGGACACCUUGCUGGGUGGGCAGCCCUCGGAGCACAGCGGCCACUUCAAGUCCAGCUCCCGCAGCUCCUCAAGAGGCAGCUCGGCGCGGGCCAGCCCAGUGGUUGAAGAGAGACCAGAAAAAGACUUCACGGAGAAGGGGUCUCGUGGGCUGCCUGGCCUGUCUGCAGCCACACUGGCCUCCCUGGGUGGGACUUCCUCUCGAAGGGGCAGCGGGGACACCUCCAUCUCCAUUGACACUGAGGCCUCCAUUAGGGAAAUCAAGGAUUCACUAGCAGAAGUUGAAGAAAAAUAUAAGAAGGCCAUGGUUUCCAACGCUCAGCUAGACAAUGAGAAGACAAACUUUAUGUACCAGGUCGAUACGCUAAAGGACAUGAUGCUGGAGCUUGAAGAGCAGCUGGCUGAGUCCAGGCGGCAGUACGAGGAGAAAACCAAAGAAUUUGAAAGGGAAAAGCAUGCCCACAGUAUCCUCCAGUUUCAGUUUGCUGAGGUGAAAGAGGCCCUGAAGCAAAGAGAAGAAAUGCUUGAGAAACAUGGAAUAAUCCUAAAUUCAGAAGUAGCUACCAAUGGAGAGACUUCAGACCCUCUAAAUAAUGUUGGCUACCAAGGUUCCACAAAGAUGACAAAGGAAGAGUUAAAUGCCCUCCAGGCAACAGGGGAUGGGACGCUAGGAAGAGCCAAUGAAGUGGAGGUGAAAGAUGAAAUGGUGGAGAAUGAGGGGAAAAGAGAAAUCUUGCAGAACACUGAGCAAAGACAGCACAAAGAGGACCCAGGAAAGGACUGUGUGGACACAGAGGUGUUACAUCCUGGUGACAAUGCCGAGGACCAGAAAACCUCUGAAGACAGUGCCCCCUCCCCAGGAACGUUAGUAAAUUCUGAGAACGAGGAACAGGUUCAAAGCCAGAUUCUGGAGGACACUUCCUUCUUUGAAAGCACACAGCAGGUUGAGUCAAGUGAGGUCAUAAACAGUGAACUAGAUGGUGAAAUCCCAGGUCCUGGGAUUGGGCAGGGCAGCAGUUAUGCCUUGGAUACCAAAAACCAAAGUAAAGAAUCUGCAGAAGAGUGGGAAAAAGAAAAACAGGAAGAUUUUGAAACCAACGUGGAAGAGAUUAGCGUAGAACCACGUCAGGAAUGUGCUCCUUUGCAAGUAUCUGAAGUUGGAAGGGAGAGCAGUGCAGACACUGGGGAGCAGAGUGGGAACCCCACAGAGGCUGUGCCGGAGGCAGGGCUCACUGGGUUGGGGGAGCAGGUGGGCACAGUAGCCUCAAGUCCUCCAAGGGGUAUCGAUGACACAGUGAGUCACCGUGAAAAGUGUGAGGUAGAUGCUCCGGAAGGCUUGGACCCAAGCUCAGGGCAUGAUUUAGAGAAAGAACUCACCAACCAGGAAGUAGCUGAGCCCAAGGAGGUCCCAAUUCAGAGCACAGAGGUAGGUGGGGAGAACAAUGAAGGGGAGGGUAAAGGAAGAAAAGUAAGGGAUGAGAAACCAAUCAAGCUGGAAGUCCAAGCCAUUCCUUGUUCUCCAGAAGCCAGAAGCAGCCCUCAGGAGGCGACAGGUCCAAGUAAGGUAGAUGCUGAAAGUGAAUCCCUAGAUAUGAAAGAGCCCGAUGAGGAAAAGAAUGACCAACAGGGAGAGGCGCCGGAUUCGUCACCCAAGAAAACAAAGAGCAAGAAAAAGAAAAACAAGAAGAAAAAAUCACCAGCGCCUGUAGAAACCAAAGAUGUUCAGAAAGAGUUAACAUUUCAAAACCCAGAUUUAAGUGAAGUGAAAGAAGAGCAGGUAGAACUUACUGACAAAAAGCCAGUUGUAGAAGCGCAAAAUGAGGUCACUAAAAACCCAAAACAGGACGCUGCGGUAGGAAGCAGUAAAAACGCCGAUGGUCCAGAAAAUCCUAAAACUGAGUUGGAUGGAGGACUUCACCAAGACGAUUUUGGUGUAAACACUAGGACAAGGAAAGCAGUAGCUGAUGGAGACACAUUGGGUUUUGAAGAUAAUACAGUUCAGUCAUCAGGCACCAGUGCCAGUAAUAAAGAAUCAGAGGAAGGUGCUAGAAAAGAUGAUGCUGAGGAAGACGGCACCGCUCCCAGCCGUCCUCCAGGUCCAGACAAUGAGGAAGUGCCAGGCAGCGCCCUGCUCCAAGACGAAGGUCCCUCGAAGAACAUUAACGAUGCCUGUCAAACAAAAGGCACAGGAGAGCAUGUGACAUCAGAAAAUCGAGGUCACACAGUCAGGAAGGUUUCAGACAGCGUUAGUCUAGAAAAUGAUGACGUGGCACCAGCAGGCGAGGUGGGGGACUUUAAUUCAGAAAGCAAGGAAGAGACGACAGGUGGACACGGGAAGGGCAGAAACAAAGAGGACUGUACCUUGUCGUAGGUUGAGGCGGGGUCUUAGGGGGAGACCAGGACUGCACAGCAAGUCCAACUGUGAGAGACUCCACCGGUGAGACACAGAAAAUGUUCUAGAUUGGUAUAGGCGCACCGAAUGACAAUCCACCAAGUUAUCUAAUCCUUGAAGCUAUAGACUGUUACCUGUAGCUUUCUAUUUCAUCACUAAGGUUAUCACCCAGAUGAGAAGGACACUUCUGUUAUUGGAGUUAGUUCUAAUGGAGAGCAUUCCGAGAGCAUCGAACAAUAAUGUACACUGUUUUAUUUCUGCUUAAAAUCAGCCUCAAAAUAUUUAGCUUUGGCCUUAAGCUGAUAUGAAUGUGCAUAUUCUUGACCAAAUGUAUCAAUAUCUAAUUGAAGCGACCAAAUAGUAUCCUGAGAUUUCCACAUUAUGAGUAUGAUUUAAAUGAAGGUGUCUCAUUUAAAUGUAUGUGCUUUCAUAUUUGAUCUUGAUAAUGUAUAAUGUAACCUGUAUGGUAUUUUAUUUAAAAAGUACGUAAACGGCCAGACAGCACAUAGGUCACUGAGUGAUGAGAUUUGCAUGUUAGGACAAUAAUUAAUCAUGUUAGGGAUAGCACAUAAACAUCUUACAGCACUAGGGAUAGCUUACUUGCUUUUACCUCAUAUAAGUAUUUUACCCCAGACCAAUACUUUUAGAUCUCAUUCUUGAGGAUACCUGAAUUUAUUUUGUAGGAGAUUUUGACUUCAUGACAAUUAUGUACCAAAGUCAUUUUAUGCAAAGACUUCUUUUUUUUUUUUUUAUUCUUUUCUGGAAGAGAUACAUGUUGUAAUUGCAUUUCCUACUGCAGUAUUUGGCUAGGGAGAAUCAUUUCUAACAUUUAUUUUUUUAACCUUAAAAUUACUUCUCUUUGUAUCUGUCUAAUCAUUAUUCAGUAGAGCAAGACAAAAGGAUGCUAUACUUGUGCAAACUUCUGAUUAGACUCUAACGGGAUAUUUUAAAUAGUUGAAUCACUUGGUAUCUGGUAUAAAUAUUUUCAUUUGUUGUUUUUCGGUAUAUUCUUAACAGAAAUUUCUUGUUUUGAUCUUCCUGAACAAGAUAUAUAUUUUCUAUAUAAAGAAACAUUUUAAAAAUAAUUGUAAAGUUAAAUAAAAAACCAUUAUAGAAUAUUAAAAUGACAGGGGACUGUACAGUUUGAAUGCUGUUGACACUUUAUGAGAUCAUAUGACUUCGUAUUAUUGUUACAAGAUAUAAUUGAGUGCAAAAAUGACCGAUACCUCAACAAAAUCUGAAAUAAAAACAUUUUAUAAUUUUA
Messenger RNA from Delphinapterus leucas (beluga whale), 4299 nucleotides. The record is from RefSeq and is a predicted model, not a curated record. NCBI's taxonomy places the organism in Eukaryota, Metazoa, Chordata, Mammalia, Artiodactyla, Monodontidae.